Molecule: messenger RNA, 987 nt
Organism: Caenorhabditis bovis
Lineage: Eukaryota; Metazoa; Nematoda; Chromadorea; Rhabditida; Rhabditidae
Source: the annotation of a GenBank genome assembly
AUGUCCGUCGGUACUCUAGUGACGGUCGCAUCGGCGGCGUCCGGCGUUGCCAUUGUGGCUUGUUUGCUGACAGUUGGAAUCAUUUUCUCCGACAUCAAUUCCUUCUAUGAGGAGAAGAUCAAUGAGUUGAAUGAGUUCAAAUCUCUCGAGAAGGUCGCUUGGGAUUCGAUGGUGCCUAAGGAUUCAGUUGCGUCGAUGUUCCUUGUUGGAAGAAACAAGCGUCAAGCUCAGUGCAACUGCGGAGCUCAAUCUCAGGGAUGCCCAGCAGGACCACCAGGACCACCAGGACAGCCAGGAGCACCAGGACAGCCGGGAGAGCGUGGACUACCUGGACAGCCAGGAUCCGGAGCUAGAAUUAAUCCAGCUACUGGUAGACCUGGAUUCUGCAUCACCUGCCCUGCCGGAGCUCCAGGACCAGCUGGAGCCCCAGGACCAGCGGGACCAAAGGGACCAGACGGACAACCAGGAGCCCCAGCUUACGGAGGAGGACAGGGACCACCAGGACCACCAGGACCAGCCGGAAAUGCUGGAGCUCCAGGAGCUCCAGGAAACCCAGGAGCCCCAGGAAACCCAGGACGCUCUGGACAGCGCAGCCGUGGACUUCCGGGACCAGCUGGAGCACCAGGACCACAGGGUCCACCCGGGCAGCCAGGAGCCCCAGGAAACGGCGGUGGCCCAGGACCUGCUGGACCGCCAGGACCAACUGGACCACCAGGACAGCCAGGACAACCAGGAAACGACGGAACUCCAGGAGCACCAGGAAACCCAGGUGCCCCAGGAGGAGACGCAGCAUACUGCCCAUGCCCACCACGAUCCUCCGUUGUGGCUGCUCGUCAUCGGUCGGUCGCCGCUCGCAGUCGUCUGGCGGCUCGUUCCCGCGUCGCUGCUCGCAGCCGCGUUGUCGCCAGAAACCGCGCUGCUGUCGCUCGUCGUCGAGUCGCCGUACGCAAAGUGGUUCGAUCGCACAAGGCUGCCGCAGCUGUCUAA